Canariomyces notabilis is the source of this 2946-nucleotide messenger RNA. RefSeq lists its product as uncharacterized. Bases 1 to 2946 code for a protein of 981 amino acids. The record is from RefSeq and is a predicted model, not a curated record. Gene Ontology annotation, biological process: proteolysis. Gene Ontology annotation, molecular function: protein binding; serine-type endopeptidase activity. NCBI's taxonomy places the organism in Eukaryota, Fungi, Ascomycota, Sordariomycetes, Sordariales, Chaetomiaceae. The transcript has 3 exons.
AUGUCCACACCUCGGCCCGAGGACUGGGGCAACGACUCGGACAAUGAGUCCAACUCGGAAUCCGAGUCGGUCAGGCAGGUCUUUGACGAGAUUCUCAAGAAGCUCGACGGGAACCAGUUUACUCUUGAUGAUGACGGCGCACAAGCCUUCCAGAGAGAAUACGGCAGCUUCGUGAGGCGAAAGGAGGAUGGCCGCAACCUCCUACACACGCUCGCAGCUGCUCCUAUACACAAGGAGGCUCACCAGUGGCUGAUGAAGAUGUUAAUCAGGGAGCAGCCGCAGCUUAUGAAGGAAAAGGACGGCCUCAAGCGCACACCGCUCUACAUAGCCAUCACCCGCAGAAAAAAGGCAAAGUCUGUGGUCAAGACCAUGUGGGAGAUGCUGGAUGAGCUCGGCCGAGACACCUUUGACGAGCUCCUAGCCAUGAGGUUUGAGGAGAACCAGAACUGCAUCCAUGCCGCCAUACUGAAGGGCCUUUAUCCGACAGCCAUUAUACAUCUCGUUGAGGCUGCCAAGGAGGAGACACUGUGUGCUCAGGACACUAAGGGGAGAACACCGCUCCAUUUGGCCGUCGAAUAUUCGCGGUGCACCGGCGAGCAGCUGAACGUUGUCAAAACUCUCAUCGAAAUGGGGGACAAGGCACUAGACAAGUUUACCCGUGAGCCCGACAACUACUCUGUCUUCGAGUACCACAACUAUACCCGUCUAGCGCAAAGGGCCAGCGUUGAGAUCACAAAGCCCAGCGAGCCAAGACAGACGAGGCUUACGGCUGCUUCGGGCGGGGUCGGCUUGCGUGAGACCUCCGGAAUCUCGGCAGCAUCGAAGGACUCGUCGUGGCUUGUCGUCCAUAAGGAUGAGGCCAAGAAUCAGCCAAAAGCCCGAGAAUCUGACAGAACAACUGGGCACAGUGCUGCUGACAGAUCCCAUGACAAGUCCUCUCAGCCUUCGAGACCGGACUCUUCACGAACUCCUGGGACGGCGACUCCUGUCGAGCCAGCACCGGGCAUUCCGCGAAGGCAAACCGCAAGCCUGGCAAAGUUGGAACCUCGUGAAAGCGACAGUGCUAAAACCGUGACAGCUGAGACUGCCGAUGCUAUCAGAGACGAACUCAGGUUGCAUUAUCUCCGCACAACAUUCAACCACAGGAACCACGACAAGGCCGUCCGGUUUUUAUUUGGGCUGAACACAGAUCUGCAAAUUUUCUUCGACUUCUCGAAGCGACCAGAGCCGAUCCAGAAGAGCGAAUUCCUCGAAAGCUUCGAGCACAUCAAGUUCUACGAUGUUCUCCAACAUGUUUCCUUCAAUCCCAUCUACCUUUUGCCUUCAGCCCAAGUGAGGCCAAACUCUCGCUUUGCCCACGCGCUCUCGGGGAACAAAGUGGGUCGCGGACGGAACGAGUUCGAGUCCAUCGCCCAGUGGCUGAAGGGCAAGGGGGUAAAGCGAGUUUUCAAAAUCACGGUAAUCGAUGAUCCCGAGCGACCUCACAGCGAUGAAUCGAUCGAAAAAUCGCUCAAGGACUUUGACGUAGAGAUUUUGGACUGGCGCAAAACCGACCUAUGUCCAGAACUCCUGAAAAGGGCGUGCAAGAACGUAACGCGAUUGUAUCUUCAGUGGAGUGGCAACAACACGACGCUGAGGGCAUGGAGCGAGCCCGAAGGAUUGCCAGAACUGACGAAGCUGGAAGUGGUGCAUUUACAGGUCAAUGAGGGCUUGGAAUCACAAGCAAGGACAUUCGACAACAUUCAAGCCUUCGAGAAGCGGCUGCGGCAAAAGCAAAAAGACAUCCGUGUCUUCCUCAACAGUGAUGGUGAUGGAGGAUUCGAACGGCUCGUCACGCCGAGUGAACAAAGAGCUGCACUGGUGGGCACGAUGGGCCGCGACUUGCAAUCUCACAGGUGGCUCGACUGCAUGAAUGCCUUUGCCGAUCUGAUCCAAAACGUGGAGCUUCGCACAGACGAGCCAGAGCUCAAGGACCCCAUCAUCGUUGCCCUGAUAGACGACGGCGUCAACAACUGCCAUCCCGCUCUCCGGAGCAAGAUUCACGGCGGGGUGUCGUUCCACCGGGGGCUCGGGGACAACAUGCCUGUCCCCUACUACGUCACAAGCACCGGUCAUGGCACCGUCAUGGCCACCAUGAUAACGCGAAUCUGCCCAACGGCAAAGCUACAAGUCCUGAAGCUCGACACGUACCAGUCAGAAGACGGCGUCCCUCAAAUCACGGCCAAGAGCGCGGCGCAGGCCGUCGAGGCCGCCGUGGCGCGCAAAGUGCACAUCAUCUCCAUGUCGUGGACCAUCCAGGAGACGCCCGAAAACGGCGACGACAUCCGGCGGCUCGACAAGGCGCUGCGCACUGCCUACGACAACAACAUCAUCAUGUUCUGCUCGGCCAGCGACCGGGGCGCGCAUCCGGACCUCGACUACCCGGCGCGCUUCAACGUCAAGAACAUUUUCCGCAUCGGAGCCGCCACGGCCGACGGACGCGUGUGGCCCAUGGCCGGCGAUCCCAUCAACAUGGACUUCAUCCUGCCCGGGCACAACGUCUUUGACCGGCGGGGGUCGUACCUGGAUAGCAACCUGCUCGAGAACUUCCAGCCGCGGACGGGCUCCUCGGUGGCGACGGCGCUGGCGGCCGGGCUUGCUGCGCUCGUCAUGCACUGCGCCCGCGUGGCCGCCAUUCACACGAAAAACCAAGGGUGGGCGGACAGCACCACGGCCCGAGCCGGCGUGUCGCUGGAGCGCUACCUCAAGCUGAGGAGCCACGAGGCCAUGCGGGCCGCUCUCAAGGGGAUAGGGACCAGUGAUGAGGGCCAGCACAAGUUCAUCGAGGUUUGGAACAAGUUUGACCAUGCGACUGAGAAACUGAGAAAGGCCGCCAUCCCGGAGGAGAAGUUGGAGUAUUUGGCUGCGGUUCUGGGACCGGGUUUGCUUGCGCCUUUGGACCCUUGA